UGGAUCCCGAUAAGAGAGAGAGAGAAUCCAAAGGAGUUGGGAUUUGGGAAAUCAGAAUUUCACCGCCUCACGUAGUCGCACAUUAGGCAAAAAGAUCCACCACCCUCCGUUUCUCUCUGAAGAAAAACCUCGCUUCUAAGCGAAGAAGAUAGGAAGCAAAUAAUGUCAAGCAAGAACCUCCCUGAAGACCUCAUCAUCGAUAUACUUUCAAGGCUACCAGUCAAGUCUCUUCUAAGAUUCAGGUGUGUAUCCAAACCAUGGUGUACUCUUAUAACAGAUCCUUCUUUCAUCAAAAUGCACCUCAAUCGAUCCCUUGCAAUCAAUACCAACCUCACACUCAUUUACAAAAACUCCAUUGAUUUCUACUCUGUUGACUUAGAUGCUUGGGAACUCAAUCAUCCUCUCAAAUCUCAAAUCUUCAGACCCUCACGUGUAUUGGAGGACAGGCCUAGACAUGGGUUUAUAGGUUCCUUUGACCUUACAGAUGAGGAGUAUCAAGAGAUGCCAUCGCCUGACAUUGACUAUGACUUUGCGGAGGAUAUGAUGUUUCUCAUGAAAGUUGGGGUUCUUGGAGGACAACUCUGUUUGGUCUGUAACUUCAGAUUCGGUGUUGAGAUUUGGAUGAUGAAGGAUUAUGGUGUGAGGGACUCUUGGGUGAAACCAUGGUUUUAA
Macadamia integrifolia is the source of this 672-nucleotide messenger RNA. RefSeq names its product F-box protein CPR1-like. Gene Ontology annotation, molecular function: protein binding. The coding region runs from base 163 to 672 and encodes 169 amino acids. The record is from RefSeq and is a predicted model, not a curated record. Lineage: Eukaryota; Viridiplantae; Streptophyta; Magnoliopsida; Proteales; Proteaceae. The transcript is spliced from 2 exons.